This is a messenger RNA of Nicrophorus vespilloides, 967 nucleotides long. RefSeq names its product cell death-inducing p53-target protein 1-like. NCBI's taxonomy places the organism in Eukaryota, Metazoa, Arthropoda, Insecta, Coleoptera, Silphidae. The record is from RefSeq and is a predicted model, not a curated record. Gene Ontology annotation, molecular function: zinc ion binding.
GCUUUCCUUUCACAUAAAAGUCUCGGUGCGCUCGAAGAGUGUUGACGUAAUGGUCAGUGUCGCACGAAAAUAGAAGGUUGAAGCUGGUGUGAAUAGGUGCGCGCUGUUGCGAACUGUUGUAGUAAUAGUACUGGUGCACAUGUUCUUUUGGUGAUCGUUUUUCGUGGGUGCAUUAGUUCGAAGCAGGUGGAUCGAGGAGAAGCGCGAAAAGUCGAGUUCGAGGAAAGGAAAGAAGUUAAUUUGUUUCAAUUGCUGUUAUCAGGAUGGACAAGAGACAGUACGGACUUCCACCAGGUGGUCAGCCAGCUCAGGCGCCACCUAGUUACGCUCAGGCCGUCGGCGGGGUGGCCCCAUCUAGCCCGUACACCCCCAUACAGACAUCGAAGAAUGGACCGACGAUAAUGACGACCGUAGUUCCUUUGGGCCCGGAGCACACGCACAUGAUCUGUCCGCAUUGUCUGGCCGAAAUAGACACCACCAUCGACAAGAAGCCAGGGCUGAUAGCGUACAUCGCAGGAUUUCUCAUCUGCCUUAUCGGGUGUCCUUUCGGCUGUUGCCUGAUCCCGUGCUGCAUCAGCAAGUGCAUGGACGUCCACCACAGCUGCCCCAACUGCAAAGGAUACUUGGGAAUGUUCAGGCGAUGAAGAAACGACACAAGAAAAGCGCGCAUUUCCAUCAAUCCUUCACACUUUCUUUCUUCCAUUUUUUUUUGUCUCCUAGUUAAUGCUUGUUUAACUCUUCUAUUUAGAUAUAUAUUUACACAAACACACACACCAUAUAUAUAUGCAAUUUAAACACGGAACAACGCUUUAAUCGUGAUUUUUGUAACCUCUGAUCGUUCGUUCCCAAAUUAAUUAAUUUGCUAGUCUCCUAAACAAUACUCCAGGCAAAUUUUAUACUGUAUUUAUUGGUCCGUAAGGUUGUUCAUUUACAUACAUUAUAUUUUGUUAUUCUAUGUACAUUUUUU